Paramormyrops kingsleyae is the source of this 6080-nucleotide messenger RNA. RefSeq names its product tripartite motif-containing protein 66-like. NCBI's taxonomy places the organism in Eukaryota, Metazoa, Chordata, Actinopteri, Osteoglossiformes, Mormyridae. Gene Ontology annotation, molecular function: protein binding; zinc ion binding. The record is from RefSeq and is a predicted model, not a curated record. Gene Ontology annotation, cellular component: chromatin.
CUUAAUGUGCUUGAAAUAAAACGGUUCUGACAAUUUAGGGUUUUUUAUACUGCUCCUUAAGUUAUUGAUUCGGAUUAUCCGGCAAGCGUUUUUAUUCUAGCGAAAAUGCAUGAAAUAUUAUCCGGACUAUUAUGAUGUGACCGGGAUGAAAAAAGUUUGCAUCCUCAGCCCAUUAUUACUGUAACAUUAGCCGGCUAUGUGGCUAGCAGCGUACCGUGCUGGAGAUCGCACUGAAUCUGCAGCUAACCGCGAAAAGAUAUUGCGUAGGGACUCACCCUUCUGUCGCUAUGCCGUGUUCACUGGACUAAGUGCAUAGAUUAAUUGUAUGGAAUAUUUCAAAACUCGACUUAUUUGGUGCUGGGCAAUUUUAGAUAUUUCUGAUAACUGUAAUAUAGAUAAAUUUGGUUUUCCGAAACGCGAAGUACUGUCCUAAAUUGGCAAUUGCGCACCUGGAAAUUACAUCGGUGAAACCAGCGUGCGGAUAUAGCAUGAGUCUGGUGGCAAAAUGAGCGGUACUGCAAACCGCGGCAGUGUGCAGACGCGCUGGGGCGGCCGGAGUCCGAUGGCUACGGAGAUCAGCUCGGGACUGCAACCACUGCCCUGACUCCUGCCCUGCUCUCAAGGUGAAGCCUGCGGAGCGCCGCGGACGCCAGAGGCGUUUCCCCCCCGCCACUGUCCAGACAUGAACUGUGACACGCGCUGGAGGACCUGGCUUCCGGAAGCCCAGAUGGACAGGCUCUGUGCCGACUGCCAAGCGCCAGGAGGGGCGCGGGGCCUGUGCACGCUGUGCAACCAGCACCUGUGCUGCCGCUGUGCCAGCCUGCACCAGCACGCCAGCCGGACGGCCCCCCUGCCCGCCUCGGACAUGGCGGCGCACCCCUCCCCCGUCGACACCAGCUGCUGGCCAAACAGACCCCCCCCAUGCCACCUGCACGGACCGGAGCCCCUGGAGCUCUUCUGUGAGACCUGUGACCUCCUGGCCUGCAGCCGAUGUCACCUUUCUAGCCACGUGGAUCACAGGUUAGUCCAUGUCGGGAAGGCCCUCCGGGAUCAGCUCUGGCUCUUCGAGAGGCUGACGGCCCAGUUGGAAGACAAAAGGUCCGCCGUGGAAAACUCAGCCAAGCUGAUCGAGUCCAGAAUACAUGGACUGAAGAUCCUGCAGAGGAAGGCAGAGAAUCAGAUUAAAAUGGCAAAGAUGAUUAUAAUGAAUGAGCUCAACAAACGAGUCAACUUAUUAACAGAGCAACUUAAGAAGAUGUCUGGCGACUUCCGGCAGCAGCUGGAAGGGCAGCUGCAGGGCAUGGUGGAGCUCUGCAGCCAACUGGGCCAAACGCAGAACUUUCUCAGCUGGGCCACGUCCCACCACCAGAGAGGCCAGCUGCUCUUCAACAAGGAGCUGAUCAUGUUCCAGAUGCAGCAGUUGCUGGAGUCCCAGCUUCACUGUGACAUGGAGACCCCUGUGAAGAUCAAAUUCAACUGGGAUGCCAGCUUGUGGACGAAGCAGAUCUCAACGUUAGGUCAUCUGACAGCAGAGGGGGGGUUCCUUCCUCAUUCCCAGAGGCUGCCGUGUUCCAGCCUCCUUAAGCCACACCCCCUUACCUGCCCCGCCCUCCCUGCUUCCCUGUGUCCCGGAGCCGUGGAGCAGGGCUGCGGCUUUCAGGCCUGCUUCCAGUCGCAGGCAUGCUGCCCUGGCUGUGUGGCUUCCAAGGCCCACGAGCCCCACCCAGGCCUCCUUGUGGACCUCAGCCUGGGCUCCUCAGGACAGAAGGGCAGCUGCCACCCUCUUGGACCAUAUCCUGACAGGCAGCUGGAGCAGCCGUCUGCGAAGCAACCGGAGGAGAAGCAGCCGAAGCGGUGUCACGCCGGGUGCAAGCAGCGUAGACAGAAACCCGCAGCCCAGCGCUGCGCUCCUCUGCAGGGCCCCUGGGAGCCCGAUGGUCCUCAGGCUCUCGUCACCCAUGUGAAGAAGCUCCCCCAACAGCGUGCCAGGCAAACGCUGUUGCCCUCGGGGGAUGCCCAGGCGCGCCGCCCCAGGGGCAAGCCCCCGGGUCCACAGCCGUCAACAGCCGUCUGCUCCAGCCUGCAACUCCUUCUGCAGUCUCCACAUCAGUCCUGUAGGGGGCAGCGGCCAGGGAGGGCUCAGGGGUGGGUGGACCUGGACAAGUUGCAACUGGCUAUGAGACGCAACGGGAUGGGUCCAGGUGGCCUGCAGCCUGCCGGGAAACAAAGAACCGCAGAACCAGCCAGGGCGGGUCCAGACGGACUGGGUGCAAACAAACUGCAAGGGCCCCAGCGACAGCUGCAGACGCUAGCACCCCCGGCAGCGCCGGAGCGUAGCGUUGCCCAUCAGGCCGAAGGGCAGCCAUCACAAGUGCUACAGUCGCUUGAGAGCAACACCUGCAGCUCCGGGGAAUCCGGCAUGUCUGUGAUGUCGGCGCCGGCCCGCGGGGGCUCCGCCGCCGAGCAAACGAGACCGCCGGGACCACCGGCUGGCGCUGCCCCCGAGGGCCAGCCAACGAGGGCCGCCCACAGCCUAGCAACAGCAGGUGGGGAGCAGGGCAACGCGGCGGGCCAGGGUCAGAGGAGGUCAGCAGCGGUUGGGCCGAAGCAGAUCACUCCCUCCACCCUGAAUGCUCAUGGAGGGAUUGCUUUUCUUUGUUUGUCUUCGCCGACCUCUUACAAGACAGAGUCAGGUAAUAUUUAUGCAUACAAAGAGACAGGAACUGAAAGUAGACCUGGACCAAGAUCCCAGGACAGUAGCAGGGAAGCAUCGUCACUCAAACGUCCCCGAGCCACGCGCAUACGGUCGGAGCGCUCGAAGGCCCGAGCUACACCAGCAGUGAAGAGGCGACGUGGCCCUCAUCCAGAUCCCAGGCCUGCAGGGGGCGCUGUUUCUCCAGAGCUACUAGAGUGUUCAGCUGCUAAGGAGUUUGUGGGAGGACGCAGAGAAGGAAUGAUGAGCACAACUAGCACUGAGCUCACAGCCAACAACACACCGCUACUCAUGCAGUGUGAGAAAAGGGGACCAGAAGAGGAGCCCUCACCAACCCUACCUGAAACACAGACUGACCCAGAAUCCAACCCAAGACCAGAGUCUGAGACAGAGGCAUGCUCUGAAACAGAGCUAGAGAUAGAAUCGGAACCAGAACUGGAAUCUGAGCCAGAUUUAGAAAUAGAGACGGAUCUGGGAGCUCUGCAAAAUCCAGAGUCAGACCAGAGUCUAGAGUCUGAGACACAGCCAGACUCAGAAGCAAAUAUGGACACAGAGCCGGACCUGGUGUCUGCUCAGCAGCUGGAGACAGAGGCUGAUCUGGAGUCAGGGGUACAGGCAGGGUCACAGUCCAGUCUCGAGUCAGAGACUGAUCUGGUGUCAGAGCUACUGCCAGGUUCACAGUCCAGUGUUGAGUCAGAGCCUCCUCUGGAGUCAGUGAUAUCAGGGCUACAGGCAGAGUCACAAUCCUGCUUAGCAUCAGAACCUUUUCUGGAGUCAGGGUUGCAAGCAGAAUCACAGUCUUGCCCAGAGUCGGAGCCUGGACUCGAGGCAGGGCUACAGACAGAAUCACAGUCCUGCCUAGAGUCAGACUCGGGUAUGGCGGUUGAACCAGAGCGCCCACCAACCAGAGAGUUUGGUGACCACGCAAUGGCAGAAAACAGCCCCACUCAGGGGCAUGUAGAGAUGGAGAAUGAGGACUUCUGUGGGGUCUGCCUGAAUGGGGGAGACCUGCUAUGCUGUGACCGUUGCCCCAAGGUCUUUCAUCUGCUGUGCCAUGUCCCACCUCUCCUCAGCUUCCCCACUGGUGACUGGGUGUGUACGCUGUGCCGGGAUCUUGAGCAGCCAGAAGUAGAAUAUGACUGUGAGAAUGUGCGCUUCUGUACCAGAAAUGAGGGCAAGGCUCUUCAGCGUGGGCUGUCCGAAUGUGACUUGAGGAAGUGUGAGAAGCUGACACUGUCCAUCUCCUGCAACAUCCUGAGUGCACCUUUCCAAGAACCAGUCAGCCCACUGGCUCGGCAUUAUUACCAGAUCAUCAAGAAGCCGAUGGACUUAUCCGUCAUCAGGGCCAAGCUGACCAGAAAGAGCCGUCAGCAUUACCACACUCCUGAGGAAUUUGUGGCUGAUGUCCUUCUUAUGUUCAGGAACUGCGCAAAAUUCAACUACCCGGAUUCAGAGGUGGCCCAGGCGGGCCGGAACCUCGAAGAGUUCUUCAGCUCCAAGCUGAAUGAGAUCUACCCCGACAGAACCUUCCCAGCCCUGGAGGAUGACUCCGACAGUGACAGCUACGAGGAGGUCCACAGCGUGGGAGUGGCUGGCUUCCCUUGGCCGAAUGGGAAGGAGCAUUGCCACAGGAAGAGGAAGAGGAGUCACUCCCUCAACUGGAGGAGACAUCAUUUCUGAAAGACUCCUCUUGGGUGUCACAUAUGUAGAUAUGGGCAGUGUGGUGUCCAGCUUUUCUAACCUUUCUCAUGAUAUUGUUUAGACUUGACCUGAGGCAUGAGUGACACAUUUUGAGUGGUCCGCAGGGCAUUUUUUUUGUACGUAGCUUUUUAAUAUAUUUAAGAUGAUUGCACAUUUAAAAAGCGAUUGUUAUUUUUAACUGAAAUCCUUAAGCUGGGGAUACACUGCGAAAACUGUAACGCUGCAAAUCCAGGAAGCACUUGAAAUGCUAUGUUGCAGAGUCAUACUGCUGGUUACAUUGUGUAAUAUAGAGGCCAAAAAUUUCACUGCUUUCUGCUGCCCAGUUCAAUUCAAACGUGUUUCUGUAAUUACAUGAAUUGUUAGAUUGACAAACCUGAUUCCCUUAUUCAUUUUUUAAGAUUUUUUUUCCCUCUAAUCGGCUUGCUUUUCAAGUCCUGAAAAAAAUAUCUCAUAGCUGAAUGAUGAAGCAACGUGAGUAGUAGUUUUAAAUAGUAGUUUUAAAUAACCACAAUCAAUAAAUCAAACCCAGCAGUAUUCAACUACUAGUACAACCUUGCAAAUGAUACAUGUGUGUAUACAAUGCAUAAAUAUCAAAUACACACACACUCCGUUCCCCGUCCAACUUCCUACUAUCAAACAGAUACAUGUCACCUUGGACAAGAAGGCCUGAUUAUAUACAGGAAGUAGAAUUUGCAUUGUUUGAUCAAUUGAUCACAAUGGUUACCAGUUUGAAGCCUAGAUUCAUACGUUCAUAAACCUUUUAUGUCUGGUAGUGCUUGCCAAUACUUUUGCUACUUCAAGAAUCACAAAUUUAAUAUCAUUCUUGAACUAUAUUGUCAUGUUUAUAGAUUGUAUAUAUUCAUAACUUUGGUAAGCAGUGCCACAGGCUAAUUUUUAAAUGUAUUUGUUAAAUGCUGCUCUUCUUUUGUAGAGGAUCCUCAUCCAUCUGAGUGUGAUGCCCAGCAGUGGGGCCUUGAGGUGGGGGGGUUCAUGAUUUCCUGCACUGAGGGGGGGGGAUGAACUGCACUGGCUUUCUGACAGGGGCAGUACACAUCAUCUCUGAAACAGGCCCUGUUUUUUCCAGAAGCUUAGAGCCCCCAAAAUGGGUUUCUAGGCUGCCCUGGUGCAUUUAUGGAAUUAAUUAGGUUACAUUUGACCAUUUUAUUACACAGAUGCAAUUCAGGGGAUCCAUGCUGUAGCCAUCACACAAAAAACUGGUCAAAUCAAACUGGUAGCAGUUGAGGGCUUGUCUGUUAGCUGUAUGGACAGUGAAAAUGCUAAUUACUCAUGUUAUGAUCUGCUUAUUCAUGCUUGCUUCAAUUAGCCAAAUAUUUACUGUGGUAAAUCGUUUUUUUUUUUCUCUCCACUGACCCACAUAAAACAUGCCCUGUGUAGUAAUGAAUAACAGAGACUGGUCUUCUUUAAUAACCUACAUGAAUUACUGAAGUAUAUGGUCAUGUUGACUUAGUUUGGCACGCUAAUAAAUUUACUCUGGAUGGUACGCCACUGUCUUUAGAUUGGUCUAUGUUCCUAAGUGUUUGGGUUUCAGUUCUUCACUGUCACUCCUCAUCCUUCUCCUCCUACCAUGUUACUUCAGUUCUCCAGGAAGCUGCACUAGCUACAUCUCGUCCAUUAUAAUAAAGAUUAAUGGAACUACAUCUUGGAA